UUUCAGAGUCACCGAAAACUGGAUUGUAAUGCAGUCACCUUGCCAAUGAUUGGUUAGACGAUGUCUAAUACUAUUGUUUCCUUCCAGGCAGCUAUACCAAUCCUUGCAGUAGGUGGACUCGCUACUUUAUUAACGUUGUUAUUCUGUUGUUAUUUAUGGAGACUUAGAAGACAAGCUGACAGUGAAAGGGGAUUCAAAAGGGUCCGGUUUGCCAAUAAAAAAGAGUUACCGAAUGAUACAUGUCCAGUAUGUCUUGAAGAAUUUUUGUAUGUUGAAGAACUCGGCAUUUGUACAUGUGGACAUAGCUUUCAUACCAAGUGUAUAUCAACAUGGUUGUAUGAAAACAACACCUGUCCAAUGUGUAAUCAACGCGUGAAACCAAAUGAGCGUAGUCGACUUGUUGGUGGUUUAGAAGCACUCAGUCUUUACAGAACAGAAGUGUAGUUGUAUAGAUGCAGGAUUUUGUUUGGGUGUGAACUUGAUAGAUUAUGGAUCUUCAGACUUACCAUAUAAUACUUGAGUUGUCAGAUUCCUGCUACUGAAGAAGUUAUGGGUGGCUCGUUUGAUGAACUACAAAGAAUUUCAUGAAGAAUCCCCUGAAGUUUUUUGUCCAAUAAAAUCACUGUUCCAAGACUUGCAAUAUGUGCAACCCUGUGUGGGGUUCUAAAGAGUUUGUGACGUAUCCACUCCAUUCUCUGGCAAUGAACCGAUGUACUCAAAAUAUAAUACACUGUUCUUUAGAUGACAUCUAUAUAUACCAUAUAAAGGCAUAUUUUACUGCUAUUGUAUUUUCUUAGAGUAAACUGUCCUGUACAGGUUUGAAUCCAUAUAAUGUACUUGUCUCUAUUGGAAGGGCAUAUCCAAUAGUUGGACAUAUAAACUAAAAAUAAUUGCAUACUGGUUGAAUCAUUAAAAUACGACUUAUUUUGAUCAUUAUGUAAGCGCAUUUAAUUGGAAUUUAUUUUCACUCAAGGGAUGAGUAAGUGAAAAAAAAAAUCCAGUGAAAAUACUUUAUUUCAGUGGAAAAAAAUUCAUACAAACAGCCAAUUUAUGUUUGUGUUUUUUCGAAAAUUAAUUCCAGCUAAAAUAAAGUAUUCUACAGUACCACGUUUUUAAACAUUUGAAUGCUAAACUUUGUGACUAUUCACAAAAUAAAUUGGAAUAAUUUUUUCCUUA
This is a messenger RNA of Saccoglossus kowalevskii, 1176 nucleotides long. RefSeq names its product RING finger protein 122-like. The record is from RefSeq and is a predicted model, not a curated record. NCBI's taxonomy places the organism in Eukaryota, Metazoa, Hemichordata, Enteropneusta, Harrimaniidae.